AUGGCGAGCUCAAGCGGAUCCGGCCGAAGUUUGGGGACCCAAGAGUUGCGAUGGCGUCGCCAUGGUGAUUCCCAUGGCGAUUCGUCCUCACCCAUCCCCUAUCGUGAAGGACCACUGGAGUAUACCCCAGUUGUGCUAUGCAAAUACGGUGCAAAAGCUGCUAGGUUCAUAUCUUGGAGUGAUUUGAACACAGGAUUGCGCUAUCUGAAGUGUGCACGGGCUCAUGAUGGUGGUUGCGACUUUUAUAAUUGGGUGGAUCCCCCAAACAGUAGCUUCAAGAAGCAACUUCUGCUUGAUUUGCGAGAUGCAGUGAAGUACUGGAAGCAUGCAACUGGAGUAGCUGAACAGAGUUUGAAAGAUGCAAGAAUGGAGACUACAAGACUCUUGGAAGGUGCAACAAGGGAGAAUCAAAGACUGCAGCUUCAGCUGGAAGGCACAACAAGGGAGAAUCAAAGACUGCAGCUUGAGCUGGAAGGCGCUGUCAGGUACAAUGAAGACAGAGGGGCCAUGUUUGUUGCAGCCAGGAGAGAUGUGGCCAUUAUGCAAGCUGAAUUGCAGUUGGGAGCUGAAUCUAGGGUUGAGUUAGAGGUGAGGAUAGGGACAUUGGAGAAGGAGAGGAAGUUGUUGUUUGGUGCUCUAUUUGUUUGUGUAGGAUUAGUGGCUGCUUCCUGGAUGCCUUGGAUCAUGUAA
Miscanthus lutarioriparius is the source of this 690-nucleotide messenger RNA. Lineage: Eukaryota; Viridiplantae; Streptophyta; Magnoliopsida; Poales; Poaceae. The record is from the annotation of a GenBank genome assembly.